This is a messenger RNA of Cygnus olor (mute swan), 11363 nucleotides long. It is a transcript of the gene MED12L, whose product is annotated as mediator complex subunit 12L. Bases 4155 to 10199 code for a protein of 2014 amino acids. Gene Ontology annotation, biological process: regulation of transcription by RNA polymerase II. NCBI's taxonomy places the organism in Eukaryota, Metazoa, Chordata, Aves, Anseriformes, Anatidae. Gene Ontology annotation, cellular component: mediator complex. Gene Ontology annotation, molecular function: beta-catenin binding; transcription coactivator activity. The transcript is spliced from 44 exons. The record is from RefSeq and is a predicted model, not a curated record.
UGGAAAUCUGGGUCCUUUGCUAGGUCCCCUCAUGAAAAGCUUGGAGGUAACACAUUGCCGCUGAGUACUGGCAUGUGCCACAUGUUUGAAAUGUUCUCUGCAAAAACAAGGGAGUAGCUGAAGAGAAAUCUUUGAAUUGCAUAGCACGUUACUUGUUCUUGGAUGCAGAGUACCUGCUGGGGUUGCUCCUAACACCUGACGCUGCUCUAAAAGAGACAGAUUAGCAGGAACUAGCUUUCCCUCUCUUUCUGUAACGUGUUUUCAUUGAACGUUGGACAGUGCUUUGCAUGUAGUUUCUCUGUAUAAUCAGUGAUACCUGCUCUUGAUUUGGGAGUAGGUUUGGAAAUCGUGGCAGGAGCAUUUGUAGGCAACUAUUAGAAUUUAUUAUUUUUUUUUCUAGCGCUUCCUAUACUCUAAAUGGUUAUUGUCUCCCGAACCAGAUAAAAUAUAAUGGAAAUUGUGUUUAUUUAAAGACAAAGAUAUAAAUACUGAAUAUACCAUAUCAUCAGGGCCAGAUCCUGAUAAUUUUACUCAUGAGUAAUCCUUUUAACUUCAAUUUAAUUUAGAUUCAAAACAUGAGAAAGCACAAACCACAUCACUUUAUGUUGAGAAAUAGCCUUCAGGUAAGGAAUUUCAUGGCCUUCUCCACGCGUGGUGUACAGUGUUGGAGCCUCCCACAGCUCAGCUCACCAACGCCUACCAUCACGGACCGCCUUCUCACCUGGGCCAUGGUAAAACGGUUGAAAUUUCUGUCAGAGAGGCCUCUCCAGUAUUCCUUACGCUGGUUGGGAAUGUGUCUGUCUUUUUAGGCCCUUCAGUGUUAUAAGAGAAUGGUGUUCCUUUAAGCUCUCGCUAUCCGUUCAUAGCGUGGCCAGUAUGUCAUCUUCCUAGGCAGUGCAGAAACUUGCCUGCGUGCUCGGCUGCUCGGUGCGGCUCGUCCUUGUUUGUGGUUUCUGAGCUGCGGGUGCCGAGGGGACAGUGCUCCUCUGAGCGCCGCAAGGUUCUUCCUCAUUGUAGCGAAUCCCAGGGUGCUUGCUAAUCUGUAACUGGCACAAUAUUUAUUGUACACCGGUCUCUUUUAGGGAGUUACUUUUUGAUCUCACCGGUCAGAAGGCACGUGCCGUUCAGUGGUGUAAGCCUAGCCUGAGUGCAGGGUUUUUGGCACAGCGGUUACAGCACAGGGUAGAACGCUGGACCUUCCUGCACAGGGUUUAGGCCUCCAAACCAACGCUGGUGUAGCUCCAAGCCGCUGAAAGUGGAUGCCCUCUUGUAAUAAAGAGGCACAAAGCAAAAGCUGGAGCUUGUGAGAGGAUCUGAAAGGAAUGACUGAGUUAAGAUCAGUUUUGUUCCUCUCAUGAGUUCAUGAACUUCUUUUAAGCUUCUCUUCUGAAGGAAAGUUUUGAGGUUAGGGAGAAAAAGAAUGUAUUUCAAAUAUUCCUCGUUUUGACUGUAAAAUUGUGCUAGUGUAGCUCUGUACAUUGUCUGCUCGGUUUAGAUGUCAGAGUAAACUGGCCAGUUCCUAGUUUUUCAAAAAUAGCUUUCCAUUUUUCACCUACUGGCUGCAAUAAACAAGUGUUGUAAGUAAUAAACAAGUAAUAAGGAGGUAGGAAAAUGUUUAAGUUGCAGGAGCUCAUUUGUUAAAAGCAGAUUAAUCAGAAUUACCCAGUCCAGAACACCCAGCGAUAAUGCCUCGGUGCUUGAUCGUUGUGGUGGCUUCGCUGGUGUAGGUGUGAGUGCCCUAACCGCGCCGGGCUGCUGCGUGCUGCGGGCCGCCUCCUCGAACAGGCUUUGCAGGGCUCGUCGCUGUGAUGCGGGGAAGUAACGUGUGCGGAUUUAGUUUGGGCUCUGACUUCCUGUGGAGUUGACGGUGCUCCGUGCCUGUGAACAUUGGUCUGAACUUGUUAGGCUUUGUUUCUGUAAGGGUUGUGCGUGUUGGGUUCAUAAAUGCUCAGCAAAGGAAGUGCUGCAAAUAUAUAGGUAGCUUUUAAGCAUUCCACGGGAAACAAUUAAAAUACUUUCCAAAGGAAAUUAAUACAAUUUGGGCCUGGGUGUUCAUUUGGCUAUUUAAACUUCAAAACCAUUUAAAGUCUUGAUUGGGCUCGCUUGGGGCCCUGCUUGACAUUUGGAAAGAAAGCUCGACAUCCCUGCAGGAGCGCGGCGGAUCCAGCGCAGAUCGCUCAGUGACAGCAGCGUGCCGUGCUCCUCUGCUUGUUGUUAGGAAGGGGCUUGCGGAUCGAGCCGAGUGAAAGCAUGCCUAACUCUCCUGCGUUCAGCGCUGUACAGCUUAGCUGUGCUGGUGUCCCUGCUGCUUCGUCUAGGAAAUAUUCCCCUGCUAGAACAGCUGUGCUCGUGGAAAACAGCCCUGAGCCAUUAGUGGGGCUGGCGUGAGACGUAAUGAGAACUCCUGCGAACAUUCAGCUGAACUUUUAUUGUUGAUUUGUUUGUAUCUUUGCGUGUUGUGUUCAUGGGUGGCAUGUCUAUUAAUUUAAUUUGUAGUUGGUGUUUGGUUAUGCAACUGUCCUGUGUUCCAUGUUUAAAAUUUCUGAACUAUGGCUGGAGGCAGGGAGAAAUCUGAGCCAGACAAAACCAAAAUACUGCUGUGUUUGUGUUGUCAGUCCAUCCCCAGCUUGCUCGUACAGUAACGGUAGCUACAGCAGUACCACAUACGGUUCUCAGUUAUUUUCAGUAUAGCUAUAUCUAGACAGAUUUUUUUUAGAAGAGGAAAAAUUUAAAGAUAACAGAGCUCGGGUCAUCUGUGGAAAUGGCUCUAAUAGUAACAUAUAUCUCCAUCUGUUUGCCAUUUACCUUUUAUUUAUUUACUUAUGAUCCCUUUGAUCACUUUCAUCUCUGCCUUCAUCUGUGUUUUCAAGACUGUCUUGGGGAUAGUGUGGGUGGAGGAGUGCUCCAGCACUUCUUGUUGAUUUCAUUUAAAAUUUAGAUGAGGCUUGCUAACUUCAUAAACCCUAGAGAGCUUAGAUUUCUUCUAAAUACAGUGCUGUCUUCUGUGUUACUCACAAACUUUGAGAAAAUACUGAAAAGCGAAACGCAUUGCAAAGCACAAGAGAAUAAACUCAAUGGAAGUUUCUGGGUCAUUAUUUUUGGGGACAAGGUGCCCAAAACCAGUAAUCAAAUCUUCUAAUAAAGUUACUACAUUCUUCUUCUUUUUCCUCCCCUUUUAUUUUGUUUGUUUGCUUGGUUGCAUUUCAGUUGCUCUUUGUUUUCAUGGGUCAUUUCAUAGUCAUCUCGGGGACGGUUUUUACAUCUCGUCUGCUAGAGGUGGUCUGCGGACUGCAGGCUGGGCUUGAUGAAAGUACCCUCGGUGGCAGGUGGCUGAUUUGCCGAGGGAGUUUUCUGCCUUCUCUUUGGGGAGAGACCAAGGAAGAACCAAAGCAAGCUCUCCGGCCUGUGCAGCUCUGACCCGUGCUCGCUGGGGGCUCCCCCGAGGCCCCGUGAGGCAGGAUGCGUGCGGGUGCUGUGCUUGGCCCGGUGCUGCUGGCUGCCCCGGCACCAAGGCCCUCGUGCUGGCCACGCGUGCAGCCGCGACGGUGCCUCCGGAUAAGCCAGAGAUGAUUCACUUCCAAGGAGGAUGAGCCUUGUUUUCUGCUACCCUUUCUGUGGGCAGCAACCCUCCUUCAGCAAAACGGUUGCCAUCCUUAUCAAGUUAUGGCCUUGAAGUCUGUAGUUAGGAGAACACUUAAUGGGAACCGGAGAAUAGGAGAGGCACUGCAUUUCCCUUCGCCAGAAUCCUGCACGUACAAAACAUUUCAAGGGAUGAACUUACUGCAGUGAAUGUAAAGCAAGGCUUCAGUAAUCAACCUGCCUUCUCUGGAGAUGAGCAUGGGUCUGCUAGAAAUAUCGUCAUUAAUGCCUCAAAGAUUGGCGCUUACUUUAGCAGCAUAUUAGCAGAAAAGCUAAAACUUAACACGUUCCAGGACACAGGAAAGAAGAAACCACAAGUAAAUGCCAAAGAUAACUACUGGCUGGUUACUGCUCGGUCUCAGAGUGCAAUUCACAACUGGUUCACAGAUUUAGCAGGAAGUAAACCACUGACUAUUUUAGCAAAAAAGGUUCCAAUUCUCAGUAAAAAAGAAGAUGUUUUUGCUUAUUUAGCAAAAUAUUCUGUGCCACUGCUACGAGCGGCAUGGCUGAUCAAAAUGACAUGUGCCUACUAUGCUGCUAUUUCUGAAGCUAAAAUCAAGAAACGCCAGGCCACUGAUCCAAAUAUAGAAUGGACUCAAAUUACAACCAGAUACCUUCGGGAGCAGCUGGCAAAGGUUGCAGAGUUCUACCAUGUGACAUCCAGCCAAGGCAACGGCUCUGUGGUGAUGCCUCAAGAGAUGGAACAGGCCUUGAAGCAGUGGGAAUAUAAUGAAAAAUUGUCAUUUUACAUGUUUCAGGAAGGAAUGCUCGAGAGACAUGAGUAUUUGACAUGGAUACUGGAUGUUUUGGAAAAAAUCAGACCUACUGAUGAUGAUCUUCUUAAGCUGUUGUUGCCGCUAAUGCUGCAGUAUUCAGAAGAGUUUGUUCAAUCAGCUUACCUAUCCCGUCGCCUUGCUUACUUUUGUGCCAGACGCCUGUCGUUAUUGUUAAGCGAUGGUCCUAACCUUGUAGCUGCACAUUCCCCUCAUAUGAUAAUUGGACCAAGUAACCCUCCUUUGGCAGCCCCAAGUCCGACCGCACCUGGUCCUGCGGUGAGCCCGGUACAGCUAGCCUGCUCAGAUUUCCUCUCCUGCCCACAACAUCGUCCACUGGUGUAUGGACUUAGUUGUAUGCUGCAGACUGUAACUCUUUGUUGCCCAAGUGCCUUGGUGUGGAAUUAUUCCACAAAUGAAAAUAAGAACAUUAAUCCAGGCUCGCCUCUGGAUUUACUUCAAGUUGCUCCAUCUAGUUUACCUAUGCCAGGCGGAAAUUCAUCAUUUAAUCAACAGGUUCGGGCAAAGAUUUAUGAAGUAGAACAGCAGAUAAAACAAAGAGGUCGUGCUGUGGAGGUGCGGUGGUCUUUUGACAAGUGCCAAGAAUCAACUGCAGGGGUGACCAUCAGCCGAGUUUUGCACACCUUAGAAGUGUUGGAUCGACAUUGUUUUGACAGAUCAGAUUCCAGCAAUUCAAUGGAGACGCUUUAUCAUAAGAUUUUUUGGGCAAACCAGAAUAAAGAUAACCAAGAGGUAGCCCCAAACGACGAAGCUGUGGUAACUCUACUCUGUGAAUGGGCUGUAAGCUGUAAAAGGUCUGGUAAGCACAGGGCCAUGGUUGUAGCCAAACUCCUGGAGAAGAGACAAGCAGAAAUUGAAGCAGAAAGAUGUGGUGAAUCUGAAGUCCUAGAUGAAAAGGAAUCUCUGUCUUCAGCCUCCUUGACAGGUUCCAGUCUUCCUGUUUUUCAGAAUGUCCUGCUGAGGUUUUUAGACACACAGGCUCCCUCAUUAUCUGACCCAAAUAGUGAUCAUGAGAAGACAGAGUUUGUGAAUUUGGUGCUGCUGUUUUCUGAAUUCACUCGACAUGAUGUUUUCUCCCAUGAUGCGUACAUGUGCACUUUAAUAUCCCGUGGAGACUUGUCAGUCACUGCAACUGCUAGAUCACGUUCACCUAAUGGGGAAACUGUGGAUGAACACUAUUCUAAGGAUCAUGACAUGAAAAUGGAGGAUCAUAGUAUUAUGGAACAUAUGGGCAUUGACUCAGGAACCACUAGUAUUUUUGAUGAUGUAGACAAGAGUGACUUUAAGGCAGAUUUUGGUUCGGAAUUUCCAAUUUUUUCUCCGAUGCCUGGGGAGUCUUGUGAGAAUAUGAACUCUUCUUUAGACAGAAGAAUUUCAGUUACCAGUGAGAAGUCAGUGAAGAGGGAAAGACUCAGAGAACUGAUUUUUCCAUCCAAUUAUGACCUCCUUCGCCAUUUGCAAUACGCAACGCAUUUCCCUAUACCACUGGAUGAAUCUUCAAGUCAUGAGUGUAACCAGCGCAUGAUUCUUCUUUAUGGUGUUGGUAAGGAGCGUGACGAAGCGAGACAUCAAUUGAAGAAGAUUACCAAAGACAUCCUGAAAAUUCUGAAUAAGAAGAGUACUACUGAAACGGGUGUUGGGGAUGAAGGGCAAAAAGCCAGGAAGAACAAACAAGAAGCAUUUCCAACCCUUGAGACGGUAUUCACAAAACUACAGCAACUGUCAUAUUUUGAUCAACAUCAGGUGACAUCUCAGAUCUCCAGUAAUGUUCUCGAACAAAUAACUAGUUUUGCCUCAGGAACAUCAUAUCAUCUUCCCUUGGCUCACCAUAUACAACUUAUCUUUGAUCUCAUGGAACCAGCACUGAACAUCAAUGGACUGAUAGACUUUGCAAUACAGCUGCUGAACGAGCUGAGUGUUGUGGAGGCAGAGCUGCUGCUGAAGUCAUCCAGCCUGGCAGGAAGCUACACAACAGGACUGUGUGUUUGCAUUGUUGCUGUCCUGCGGCGUUAUCAUGCCUGCCUCAUUCUCAACUCAGAGCAAACUGCACAAGUAUUUGAAGGGUUGUGUGGGGUGGUCAAACAUGUUGUUAAUCCCUCAGAAUGUUCCUCCCCAGAAAGGUGUAUUUUAGCUUACCUCUAUGACCUGUAUGUAUCCUGUAGUCACCUGAGAAGCAAGUUUGGAGACCUCUUCAGUAGUGCCUGUUCUAAGGUGAAGCAAACAAUAUACAGCAAUGUUCAGCCUUCAAAUUCCAAUCUGCUGUGGGACCCAGAGUUCAUGUUAGAUUUUAUCGAGAAUCCUUCAGCUCAUAGCAUUAACUACUCAAUGCUGGGCAAGAUCCUGAGUGAUAACGCAGCCAACCGCUACAGCUUUGUCUGCAAUGCACUAAUGAAUGUGUGUAUGGGGCAUCAAGAUGCAGGAAGGAUUAAUGACAUAGCAAACCUUUGUGCGGAGCUGACGGCAUGCUGCACAGUGCUGAGCUCAGAGUGGCUAGGGGUUGUCAAAGCUCUUUGCUGCUCUUCAAAUCAUGUGUGGGGUUUCAAUGAUCUGCUCUGCAGCGUUGAUGUGAGUGACCUGUCUUUCCAUGAUUCCCUGGCCACUUUCAUUGCUAUAUUGAUUGCCCGGCAGUGCUUUUCUCUGGAGGAUGUAGUUCAGCACGUUGCACUGCCUUCUCUUCUUGCAGCUGCCUGCGGGGAUCCAGAUGCAGAGCCUGGGGCCAGGAUGACCUGUCGGCUCCUCCUGCACCUCUUCAGGACACCCCAGGUCUGCCUCUUUCCACAGGAAACAGGGAAAUUAUUUCCUGGAAUUCGUUCUUCUUGUGAUCGUCACCUCUUGGCUGCUGCUCACAACAGUAUAGAAGUGGGAGCUGUAUUUGCAGUCUUAAAAGCAAUUUUGAUGCUUGGUGAUGCCGAGAUUGGCAGCAACAGUGUCAACCCCUUGAAGAGCGAGGACUUCACUAUGAGAGGCUUAUUAGAAGACCUCAAUGAGGAUGAAAUGUGGGGUUCCUCUCACACACUGAAAUCAUGUGGAAAAGCUGUUUCCAUAGAAACUGCUAGUUUAAGCGAGUAUGCUAGAUAUGUGCUAAGAACUAUUUGCCAGCAGGAAUGGGUUGGAGAACACUGUUUAAAAGAACCUGAGAGGCUAUGCACAGACAAAGAUCUUAUUUUGGAUCCUGUUCUUUCAAACAAACAAGCACAGAAACUUCUUCAACUUAUCUGCUAUCCUCAUGGUAUUAAAGAAUGCACUGAGGGGGACAACCCUCAGAGGCAGCACAUCAAACGCAUACUUCAGAAUUUAGACCAAUGGACUCUCCGUCAGUCUUGGCUGGAGCUGCAACUAAUGAUCAAGCAGUGCAUGAAGGAGUCUGGUUCUGGGUCUGUGGCUGAAAUGAACAGCUUGUUGGAUAAUAUUGCAAAGGCGACAAUAGAGGUGUUUCAGCAAUCCGCUGAUCUAAACAAUAACUCUUCUAACUCUGGUAUAGGCCUCUUCAAUCCAAACUCUGUUGGAAAUGCUGACACAAGUAAUACAAGACAGAAUGGUAAAAAGACAUUCCUAAGUUCUUCUGAGCGGCGAGGAGUGUGGCUGGUGGCUCCCUUGAUUGCAAAACUGCCUACCUCAGUUCAAGGUAGGGUAUUGAAAGCUGCGGGAGAGGAGCUGGAGAAAGGACAACAUUUGGGGUCAUCUUCUAAGAAGGAAAGAGAUAGACAGAAGCAAAAGAGCAUGUCUCUUUUGAGUCAGCAACCUUUCCUUUCUUUGGUACUUACUUGCCUUAAGGGGCAGGAUGAGCAACGGGAAGGGCUUCUAACAUCACUGCAGAAUCAAGUUAAUCAGAUCCUUAGUAACUGGAGGGAAGAACGGUACCAGGAUGAUGUUAAAGCUAGACAAAUGAUGCAUGAAGCCUUACAACUUCGUCUUAAUUUGGUAGGUGGCAUGUUUGAUACUGUGCAGAGGAGUACCCAGUGGACCACAGACUGGGCACUUCUGCUCCUUCAGAUAAUCACUUCAGGAACUGUUGAUAUGCAGACCAACAAUGAAUUGUUCACAACUGUGCUUGACAUGCUGGGCGUUCUCAUCAACGGGACACUUGCCUCCGACUUGUCAAAUGCUUCUCAAGGAGGGCCUGAGGAAAACAAAAGGGCUUAUAUGAAUUUAGUGAAAAAGUUAAAAAAAGAGCUGGGAGACAAGCGGUCAGAAAGCAUUGACAAGGUUCGCCAGCUGCUCCCUUUGCCAAAGCAGACAUGUGAUAUUAUUACUUGUGAGCCAAUGGGAUCCUUGAUUGACACCAAGGGCAACAAAAUUGCAGGAUUUGACUCCAUUGAUAAGAAACAGGCAAGAGGUCUUCAGGUUUCAACAAAACAAAAAGUGUCCCCUUGGGACUUAUUUGAAGGUCAUAAAAAUCCUGCCCCUCUCUCCUGGGCAUGGUUUGGUACAGUUCGUGUCGAUAGGAAAGUGAUCAAAUAUGAAGAGCAGCAGCAUCUCCUCCUGUAUCACACACACCCCAAACCCAAGCCACGGAGCUACUACCUCGAGCCCUUGCCCCUUCCUCCAGAGGAGGAGGAGGAAGAGCCUACCACACCUGUCUCUCAGGAACCAGAAAGAAAGUCAGGAGAGCUCUCAGAUCAGGGAAAACAUGCCAUGGAUGAUGAGAAGAAGACAAAAGGCAGGAAGAGAAAGUCAAAGUCAAGCUCAAGGACUGAUGAAUAUCCACAGAACAACUUAUACAGAGUGCCUCCCAAUUAUUCACCUAUUUCCUCUCAAAUGAUGCACCAUCCUCAGUCUGCCUUGUGGGGUUACAACAUCAUGGGACAGCCACAGCAGCCUGGUUUCUUUGUGCAGAACCAGCCCCUCCCACCAGGUGGUUCCAGACUGGAUCCAACAAGCUCAUUUGUUCCAACUAAUACGAAACAAGCCCUGUCGAACAUGCUGCAGCGACGCUCUGGCACCAUGAUGCAGCCCCCCUCUAUCCAUGCAAUUACACCUCAGCAGCAGUUGCUCCAGAUGAAACUCCUGCAGCAAGAGCAGCAGCAGCAGCAGCAGCAGCGGCUCCUCAGGCAGCAAGCACAGGCACGAUCUCUCCAACAGGGUCAGCCGAUGGACCAAGCUGCUAUGUUCACUCCGCAAGUUCGACCCCCGGCUCAGCUUCCGCAGUACCCAGGGUUGCAGCAAGCACAGAGCAUGCCUCAUGGAUACACAAUGUACAGCACACAGAUGCCUUUGCAGCAGCAGCAGGCCGGUGGUGUGGUGCUCUCCCCCAGCUACAACCCCCGGGCAUACACAGCAGCUCACUCCGGCCCCGCGCUGAUGGAGAGGCUGAGGCAGAUGCAGCAGCAGCCGAGUGGGUACAUCCAACAGCAGGCUGCUGCAUACAUCCAGCCUUUGACAGGCACUCAGCGAUUGACCCAUCAGCCUUUGCAGCCGAAUUCAUUGAUAGGAGGGGGACUGGACAGUGCAUCAACCACAGGUCCUCAUCCAAACCUGAACUCGGCACAGCUGCCUCAGGAGCAAAUGAGACAGAGGCAGCAGCAGAUUCGACAGCAGAGACUCUUCCAGUUGCAGCAGGGGCAGCAGCAGGGCCAGCAGCAGCCACAGACGCUCGGUCUCCAGCCCGUGCAGCCGCAGCAGCCCUUGCAGUUUCCACGGCAAGGCUUACAACAGACACAGCAGCAGCAACAGACAGCGGCACUGGUCAGGCAACUCCAGAAGCAGCUCUCUAGUAACCAGCCACAACAAGGAGUGAAUCAAUAUGGGCAUCCUUCACACUUCUAAAUGAAAAAGAUGGAAAGGAGACGUAGAGUUACGUUUGCACUGAAGAACAGAACAUUCAAAUUUCAAUGCACUAGUUAUUGCUAGAAAGCAAACUUUAGUUUUCUUCUCUUAUUUCAAUAAUUAUUUUUUUGUGCUGCAGUUGAUGUGAAUAUGUAACAAGGUUUUUUGGGGUUUUGAUUUCUUUUGCAUUUAAUUAGAUUUAAAUGUAGGGAUGUGUAGGCCUACUUGAAGAAUGUUAUUGCAGAUUUUAUGAAUUUGGUGCUUUUUAGGUCCUGUUACUUUUAAAGAGGACAAAGAAUGCUGGAUUUAUUUAUUUGUGGGAAACACUUUCUUGUUAUUCUUUUUUUUUUUUUUUUUUUUUAAGAACUGCACUGGACCAAACUACUGAAUUGAAAGGCACUUCCAAUUUUGGCAUAAAAGUUUAUUUGUUCAUUAAAAUGUUCACCUCUUUGUUUGAUGGUAGAACAAAUGUUAAUUUAAAUUGUAUUCAUUUGACUGUAAUUUUCAUAUGCACUUUAUAAAGUUCUUUGUUUAAAGUACCAAUUCUCUCUUGCUCUCAUUGUGGUAAGAAGGUGCUGAAGUGGGUUUAUUGCUUGUAUUAGAACCUCUUAAAAUUUAUAUUAAAAGCCACAAUGUAAUGUUAAUAAACCUACUAGAAGUAGCAGUGUAUCUUCAUAUUUGGUCCUUUCAAUAUAAAGUUCGUUGGUGAUCAGUUGAAGGACUACAAAACAUAGUAACAAGGACUGACCAGUCAAAAUAGGUUUUACUCUGCUCACGUAGGGCAGUCUCCGAAUCCUGGUAAAGCCUGACGGGAGAUGACUCGCUAUCUCGAUGGGUUCGGUAAGAAUAUCUCAUACGAGGGUUCACAAAGAGAGGGUGGAAAAGCCACCAGAGUCUUUCUUGCUGUUUCAGUGUUUCCGUAGCUGACACGUGUGUAUACUGAAGUCGCCCUAUAUGAGUUAUUCCUGUUAUAUAUGUCUACUACUACUUACUUUGUAUGUUAACUAUUUAAAAUUCUGGGUUUGAUGCUUGAUUGCUAGGUGAGUUGCAGUGGUGUAAUGCAUUAUUUAUCAUCAGCUGAGUGCAAAAAUACAAGUAAAUUACAAAUCAAAAUUACUACAAACCAUUAUUUAAACCUGUUCAAAUAUGUCCUAAUUUUGAGUU